Schistosoma spindalis is the source of this 2734-nucleotide messenger RNA. The record is from the annotation of a GenBank genome assembly. Lineage: Eukaryota; Metazoa; Platyhelminthes; Trematoda; Strigeidida; Schistosomatidae.
AAAGAGGGAUAUAUUCUUCAAUUACCUAUAGAAACCUAAAUAUAUAUAAAUACAAAUGAAUACAAAUUGUAAAGUUGAAUUCUAAUGGAAUAUAUAUGUAAAUCAUAAGAGAUUUAAACAAUGUUUUACAAAAAUAUUUUAAUUUCAAUCAUUAUUAUUAUUAAUUUAUAUAGUCAACAAUUAACAUUCAUUAAUGCAAUACAUUUAACACGUUAUCAACGUUCAUUAAGUAUGAAAAAUAUUAUAUUAUGGCCAAAUGGUAUUAUACCUUAUAUUAUUGAUGAUAUAGAUAAAUCAAAAAAUAAUGAAUUUACAGAAUAUUUCUCUAAACUUGAUGUUUUAUUAAUUAAAAAAGCAAUGUCAAUUAUUGAAGAAGAAACAUGUAUUCAAUUUUAUGAUCUAACUUCUAGAAUAAAUACAAGAAGAUUUUCUGAUAGACAUUUAAUUCGAAUUAAAGGUCGAGGUCAAAGAGGAUGCUAUUCAUCAUUAGGCAUGAUGAGAAAUAGGAAUCAAGUUCUUCGACUUGGUCCAACCUGCCGAACUGUUGGUCAAAUCCUUCAUGAAUUACUUCAUGCAUUAGGUGUAAUGCAUGAAAUUAUGCGACCAGAUCGUGAUCAAUACGUUAUUCUACAUGAAGAAAACAUUGACAAAUCAUAUUUGGAAGAAUUUAAAAAAAUUAGAGAACAUCAAUCUAUUUUGACAGAUCGUAAAUUUGAUUUUCAAUCAAUAAGUUUAUAUGAUCCUUUUACUUUUACAUCAAACGGUAAUCCAGUAUGGGAACCAAUUAAUAAUUUAGAUGACGUACCAUUGUUUUCAAUCAGUGAAAAAUAUUUAUCAUUUGAAGAUACUGUUGGUUUAAAUCGACUGUAUAAGUGUGAUAGAACUUGUUCCAAUCAAAGUGCACCAUGUGAACCAGGGGAAUUUAGAAACAAACAUUGUAUUUGUACAAAUGCAUCAAAAUAUGCUUUUGAUCGAUGUAAAGAUGAUGUCAAUGAAACUAAAUAUUGCAGUGAUGCAGUUUCUAAAAAUAAAUGUUACGAUGAAGCAAAAUAUGCCAUACCUUUUUGCAGACGUACAUGUGGUAGAUGUUUUCGGGCUGGUUCAAUAGGAAUAUCAAAACCUCCAAAAAAGUUAUGUCAAGAUGUGGAGAUUGAUAUGUGUGAAAACUACGUCAAAGAAGGAUAUUGUCACUUUGAUGGUUGGACCAAGUUAAAUUGUCAGUAUUCCUGUAACCUAUGUCCAUCACCUGAUGUCGUCAAGAGACAAGUUGAAACAAGUGAUGUAAGAGCAUAUUUAGAAGCUUAUCGCAAAGGUGAUUGUUUCAAUAGGUAUGAUGAUCUACGGUGUGAAGUAUUUGCUGAACGUGGUGAUUGCCGUACGAAUCCUGGUUUCAUGUCUAGUCAGUGUACUCAGUCUUGUGGUUUAUGUUCAGAGAUAGAAAACCGGCAUCCAAAUGUUAGUUAUACUCAGUCUUCCCAUACAAUACGACUACCGGCACCCUGUCGUAAUUAUAUUGAUGAUCAACGUUGUGAUGCCCUUGCUAAAGAAGGAAAAUGUUUUGGGACUACAUUGAAACAGUGUCUUGGUUCAUGUAAUAAAUGUGGUGAUAAUUAUCGACGUCAAACUACUGAAAUUCCCCAUACUACAACAACCAUUAUUAUCAAUAAUAACGAUAAUAGUACCAAUACUUAUUAUAAUAACUCAUUAUUGUCACUCGAAUGUGAAGAUCAGUCAUCCUUAUGUUCAUAUUAUAAAAAUACUUUAGAAUGUAAAACGAAUAAAAUUAUUAUGUUAGAAAUGUGUCCUAAAACUUGCGGAUCUUGUGAAUUAAUCUGUGAAGAUAUUGAUUCACCAAGUGUGUGUAAUGAUCUUGUUCAACGUGGUUACUGCAACCUAUCAAAAGUGCAUGCUCGAAGAUGUAAAAAAAGUUGCAGUAUUUGCAAAGACCUGAAAUAUUUAAAGACAAAUUCAUCUAUAUCCAAUAAUCUUACUAAUGUAAUUGUGUCAAACAGGACAAAAGAAAUUAAUGAGACUAUUUUUAAUAUCACCGCUACGUCAUUUGCAACUACCAGUACUACAACAGUAGCUUCAAAAAAUUCUAUUACUUAUUCUACAACAAAAGAUAAUUUAAAUAGCUUCGAAGUGACAUCUGCAAUAUCUAGAACAGCAGAAAUCUCACAUAGAAAACCAUCAUCGAAACCUAAAUUUGUAACUAAACGAACGUACUUACCAUCAGAAUAUUCUGACAACAAACAGGAAUGUAUCGAUCAAUACCCGAAAACAUCUUGUAUCGCUUGGAAAAAGACAGGUUAUUGCAAUUUUCCACAUGUCUCUAAAUUAUGCUUGAAAACAUGUCAUUUAUGUGAAACUAUUGAAUUGUUAAGUAAAUAUCGACCAUUAAUAAUUUAAUUAUUCCUUUACUCUGUUCUAAUAUUUUAUUUCAUUGUAUCUUAGUUUCAUUACUUUUCAUUUGAAAUUGUUUCAUUGCAUUUAUUAAGUAUGUUUUAUACUAAUAAUAAUAUUAACAGUAUUCAUAUUAUUUCUAAAUUGAAUAUCAUCUGUUUCUUUAUAUAGGAAAAAUUUUUUAAAUCAAAAUAUGACUUUUCUUUGUUUUAAAUUCUUAUUUAUUGGGAUAAUAAUUGUAAGAAGAAAGACACUCUGCAUUUGUUUUUUUUAAUUCUUCUAAAUUUUAAUGUAAAUAUGUGUAGAUCUUUGCACAAAAGAAUCUAAAUAU